This is a messenger RNA of Hordeum vulgare subsp. vulgare (domesticated barley), 970 nucleotides long. RefSeq lists its product as uncharacterized. The record is from RefSeq and is a predicted model, not a curated record. The transcript has 4 exons. Bases 72 to 563 code for a protein of 163 amino acids. NCBI's taxonomy places the organism in Eukaryota, Viridiplantae, Streptophyta, Magnoliopsida, Poales, Poaceae.
CCCUACGAUCCUACCCGCCACCCCACUCCCGGCUUUUACAUUCGAGGGUCAGGACCGGCCGGAGUGGAGCAAUGAAGGCCGUCACCGGCCACCAGUACCACGGCGUCCACCCACCCUCGCCCACGCCGGCGACUAAGAUCUCCAUUCCUGUCUCCGUCGGCGGGGGCGCGGAGGUGGCGCUGCUCGGGAAGGGCCGGUACAAGGCAUGGGCCCUCGUCGCCAUCGCCCUCCUCGCGCUCUGGUCCAUGUUCGCCGCCUCCGUCACCCUCCACUGGUCCUCCGGCGACCUUGCCGCCGCCUCCCGGGACAUGAGUGGUCCCCUCCUCGACGACCUCGACCCGCUCGAGAUGGAGGAAAGGGAGAAAUUAGUGCGCCGGAUGUGGGACUUGUACACGCGCACUGGUGAUCAUGUAUGGCUUCCGCGGUUCUGGCAAGAAGCAUUUGAGGCUGCAUAUGAGGAGCUUGCUGGUGAUGAUACGCCUGCAAGUGACGCAGCAGUAUCGGAAAUUGCUCGCAUGGCAAUUCACAGGCCUGAGCUUGAACAGGCACGUAAUUAUAAUUAGAAACAGUACACGGUAAGCAUUUGGAGAAGUGGAGGUCCGAGCCUCCAAAGUGAAUGAGUAGAUGCAUUUCAACUUCUCUCCGUAGUCUUUCAUCUGGCUUGUCAGUUGAUGCAAAAAAGCUAACCUUUAUGCUGUAUCGAAGUUAACUUGCACCUUCAUGAAGCAGGCUGGUCCUCAUCUCCCUCUUAAGAAUUACCGAAUUCUUAGUAGCCAGAUGAGAAUAUCUCUAAUUAUGUAUUUUCUGCACAUAUCAAGAAAGAACAUCCCCGCGAGAAAUUUGGAGACUGAAAUCAUUUGUGUGCUGGUUUUGCUCCUCCCAAUAUAAGAACCAUUGUGCAUCCACAUAUCCUUUGUGCAUGUGGUUAUAUUCAAUGUGCUUUAAUUUGAGAAGGUGCAUUCAACUCAAA